Messenger RNA from Electrophorus electricus (electric eel), 3019 nucleotides. RefSeq names its product BTB and CNC homology 1, basic leucine zipper transcription factor 1 b (gene bach1b). Gene Ontology annotation, biological process: regulation of transcription by RNA polymerase II. The record is from RefSeq and is a predicted model, not a curated record. Lineage: Eukaryota; Metazoa; Chordata; Actinopteri; Gymnotiformes; Gymnotidae. Gene Ontology annotation, molecular function: DNA-binding transcription factor activity, RNA polymerase II-specific; protein binding; RNA polymerase II cis-regulatory region sequence-specific DNA binding.
AAGUAAAAAGUUCAAAUGAUUUGACCCAGUGUGAGCACUACACCAAACCAGUAUCAGAGAUUCCACAGACCCACAGACAUUGGCGAGCAAACAGAUAUGCAACAGACAUGUUUUGUUAUAAAAACAAGGUAUGGGCACAAGUGUUACGUUCGUACUGACACAAAAAUUCCAGUGAAUUUAAACAACAGCAAAGCAGACAAACCGGAAAUAUCGGUUAUUGUGACUGGCAGAGCGACUGAACUAUUAGAGCAGUGACCGUGUUUAAGUGGGCUGGACAAUAACAGUUCUGGCUCGGGUCACGUGAUGGAAACACAAGCACCUCCUUGUUCUGAUAUUAUUCUGCGCUUUAAAGGCUACGUGUAGCUACAUUGUAAUAAACAUAACGCUUGGCGUUUGGUUUUACUCAAGUGAUAUGAUAGCAGAUGUAAUCCAGAAUGUCACAGGAGAGCCACAGGACAUCUGUGUUCACCUUCCAGUCAUCCGUGCACAGUUCCCACGUGCUGCGCUGUCUGGAUGAGCAGAGACAGAAAGACCUCCUGUGUGACCUGACGGUGGUGGUGGAGAACCGGAGGUUCCGGGCACACCGCUCGGUUCUGGUCUCCUGCAGUGAUUACUUUGGUGCCCGCAUGACCAAUCAUGCCAACCAGGGUCUUGUUAUCGCCCUGCCAGAUGAGGUUAGCGCAGAAGGAUUCGAGCCCUUGUUGCAGUUUGCAUACACCUCAAAACUGCUCUUUACCAAAGAAAAUGUGCUGGAGAUCCGCAACUGUGCGAACGUUCUGGGCUUUAAGAACCUGGACAAGGCAUGCUUCGACUUCAUCCUGCCCAAGUUUUUUGACAGUAACAGAAACUCCUCAAAAGGCCCUAGAAAGCAGUGCUGUAAGACUAAAUGCUGGAGAUCAACCAAAGCCAAGUCAAGCUCAAACGACGAUGGUGUCGAUGAUGGUGUCCACACCACUGUCAACGAUGGCGUCAAAGACGGUGUCGACUAUGGCAUUAAUGACAAUGUCAACGAUGGUGUCAACGCCAGAGAAGCACCUUCAGGGCCUCCACCCUUCCCUGCUGAGUGUGAGGAGAUGGAGCCACAUUGCCCUUAUAAACCGGACAGGACCACUGCGAGAGGCUGCAGUCCAUGUGGCUUUGAGACGGAGGCAGAGGUGGCAUCGGACUACUCCCUGUUGUGUCCGAAGUACCGCAAGUUCCUUUUGGCAUGCGGAAGGAGCCAGUCCAACGUAGAUGCCAAUGGGUCGGAAGCUGAGAUCACCGACGGUUCCUGCCCCCUCCGGUGCCUGCCUUGCUCCAGCGCGGUCCUGCCGUCAGAUGAGACCUCUCCACAAGUCGAGGAAGCGCUGCCUUCCCCUUGCUGCCUGCUCACCAAGCAGUCCCUACCACUGGCUCCAUCCUUGCAGGAAGUGGUAGAGGGUCCUGCUGCAAGAAUCCUGGAUAAGGAGUCCAGAGCCUCAGACUGCAUCGUGGGGACCAACUGCCCGAGCCUGAGUGGUGCCCCCGGGCCAGAGCCAAGGACCUGUGAGGAGAUCGAGGUGGCCAACCAGCUCACCUUGUGGCACAAAGUAUGCAACCUCAGCACAGUGACAUCAGCACCAGAUGUACUGGAGAGAGGCCUGGAGCAGCAGUGUCUGAGGCAGUCAGAGUCGGGGCCCAGGACUACAGAGUGCCCCUUCCUCAGGGACAUGGCUGCAGUGAGUGCUCGGGAGGAGGGUAACGACAGGCCGGUGCACUCGGCUGAGAGCCCCUAUGCCUCCUCCAUGCAGUCGGGCGAGGAUUCGGACAGCUUCGACACGGAGGGCGACAGCGAGUCCUACACUAGCAUGCGAGCGAGUGAGAUGCAGCUGCCAUUCUCCGUGGAACAAAUCGCAUCCCUCAGCCGCAACGAUUUCCAGCAGAUGCUGAAGGUGCACUGCCUGACGCGUGAGCAGCUCGAAUUUGUGCACGACGUGCGGCGGCGCAGCAAGAACCGCAUCGCCGCCCGCCGCUGUCGCAAGAGGAAGCUGGACUGCAUCUACAACCUGCAGUGUGAGAUCGAGAGGCUGCGGAGUGAAAAGGAGAAGCUGACCAAUGAGAAGCAGCAGCUGGACCAGCUGAAGCUGAAGACAUGGCAUAGCUACACAGGUCUGUACGACAGGCUGUGUGCUGAGGCCAGGCUCCAGCCAGAGCAGGUUCAAGUACUCGCCAAGUACACCUCCGUGGGGAACUGUCCGCUCUCUGCCCACCUGUCUGCCGAAGCAUGCUUCCACCACUGUCCUGAGGCCGAACUCCAGGCCAGGGCUGUGGGAUGUGCUGCAGGCCUCGCUGCUGCCGCCAAUAGGUGUGAGCCUGGGCCGUCCACCAGCUCAGCACUGGAGCCCCCUGCUGGCAGGGCCAGAGCCGCAUUGCAGAGUCUCACUACUCCAGCGCCUCUAAUGGCCUUGCCUGACCCCCGACCUACUGACCCUCUACACACAGAGCCAUGUGAGGUGGCGUCCAUCAGAGAAAUCUGUCCAGACCAAAUAAGCAAACUCGAAACAGAAAAAUACUAAGGUGCUUCGUCGUUUUAUAUUUUCUUUUCAAACAAAGUUUUUGAUUUAAUGAGGGCAAUUGAAAUGUCCUUAUUAAAUUUCUUUGCUUACUGUAUGAUGCAGAUUUUUUAUUGUCAGUAGUACAAUCAGUGUAUCAUAAUUGAAACCACCUCUGUUUUGUGUCUCUGUGGUUGUAUAGCGAUUCAUUUAUGAGUGUCUGUAUGAUCCUAGACCUUUUCACUCAUCCAGAAGUUAGUUCAGUGUUCUCAGAGUUAUACAAAUGACUCAGUGACCCGAAGGAUACUUUUUACAGUCUUAAAGCAGGUUUCUCCUGAUCAGAUUCCCCUGGGUUUGUUCGAAUGUCAGAUUCAUUUUUUUAUUUUUUUUAUUAGCAUUUGUCCUCCGUCAUGUCCCCAUUAUCAUUUAAGCCUUGUCUGUAUCCUCCCCAAAGCGCCUGGUAAAGACCCAUUCUCAGGAGAUCUAAUGUGGCAGGUACAGGAAUAUAA